Gossypium arboreum is the source of this 1638-nucleotide messenger RNA. Its product is annotated as probable disease resistance protein At1g61310. The coding region runs from base 321 to 1577 and encodes 418 amino acids. The transcript is spliced from 2 exons. Lineage: Eukaryota; Viridiplantae; Streptophyta; Magnoliopsida; Malvales; Malvaceae. The record is from RefSeq and is a predicted model, not a curated record. Gene Ontology annotation, molecular function: ADP binding.
CAAAAUAUAUAAUUUUUUAAAAUGUAAGUAUAAAUUUAAAUAUUAAAUAAUAUAUUAAGCAUUUCAAUAAACAAACUUUGUAAACAUUUAUGUAAAAUUUUAAACAUCUUUGAUUAUUUUAUAUUUUAAUUAUUAUUUGGUACCAAAAAACAUGUGAACUUCCAACGGUUUAUCUUUGUUUACCUGCGAAUUUUCUCUCUCUGUUUUUGUUUACCAAAAUAUUCUCAAUAUUUCAUAUAACUCCAAAAGCAGCUUUGAUUUAUUCCUUGCUUCUAUUUCCAGAAAUUGUUCAGCUUACUCUUCUGAAAUCAAAACCAGGUAUGGGUAAUAUCUUCUCAAUCUCACUUUCACUCGAUACCAUCAUUACCCGUUGUUGGGAUUCUGCUGUUGGAAAGGCUGCUUUUCUAUCCAAACUUGAAGAAAACCUCCACGCUUUAAAAAAUGAAGUGGACGAAUUGAAGGCGAUAAGGAUGUAUCUUAUGAGCAGGGUCAGGGUCGCUGAAGAUGAGCAGCAACUUAGGCGGCUACCCCAAGUUGAUCUUUGGCUUCAGAGGGCUAAUCGUGUGAUAGCCGAUGCCGAUCAACUGAUUGUCCAAAGUCCUCAGCAUGUUGAAAAGCUAUGUAUGGGAGGUUGUUGUUCCAGGCAUCCCAGGUCCACCCACAAGUUCGGGAAGCAAAUCGCCACAAUACUCCAAGAGGUGAAAGACAUGAAGGAGAAAGGAGAUUUCAGUGAUGUGGCCUGCAAGCCACCAAUUCCUUCCGCAAAUAAACGACCUUCUGAGCCAACUGUGGGUUUAGAGUCCUAUGUCGAUCAGGUUUGGAGCUAUAUUCAAAACGAACUAGUGGGAAUCAGUGGCAUAUAUGGCUUAGGAGGGGUUGGCAAGACAACCCUCCUAAACCAAAUCAAUAACAAAUUCCAUGAUACUACCCAUGAUUACCUUGUCAUUUGGGCAGUUGCAUCGCAAGAUCGGCCAAUUGAGAAAGUCCAGGAUGAGAUUGCCAAAAGAAUAGGCCUUUCCAAUGAACGUUGGAAAUCUAAGAGCCUUGAUGAGAAAGCUGGAGACAUAUGCAGCAGAUUAUAUAGGAGGUUUGCAUUGUUGUUGGAUGAUAUAUGGGAAUGGUUUGAUCUCACAAGAGCUGGGAUACCUAUUCCAACACUGGACAAUGACUGUAAAGUCAUUUUCACAACUCGUCGUCUUGACGUGUGCUGUCAAAUGCAACCGAACAUGGAUAAUAAUAUCAGAGUGGCAUGUUUACCAUCAGGAGAAGCUUUCAAACUGUUCGAGGAGAAGGUUGGGUCAGAAACCCUUCAAAUGCAUCCGGAUAUUCACAACUUAGCUGAAGCGGUGGUUGAAGAGUGUGCAGGACUACCUCUCGCUCUCAUUACAAUUGGGCGAGCCAUGGCAUCCAAGAAGACCUCUUGGGAAUGGGAAUAUGCUAUUGAAGUUUUAAGGCAAUCAGCAGCCUCUGUGUUCCCAGGGGUAGGGAAAGAGAUGUAUCCCAAGUUAAAAUUCAGUUAUGACUGUUUACCUGAUGAAAGGUUCAGAUCUUGUUUCUUGUAUUGUUCUUUAUGUUAGAAUUAAGUGACCCAAAUUCUUAUUUAAAUAAAAUACGAUGGAAAAUAAAAUAAAAGUAAAA